CCAGAAAAUAGACUUGGUAAUGUUCUAUGAAGUUGCAAAGAACACUGAUCCACAGGUGGUUGUCUUAGCAGAGGAGACGAAAGAACACUCAAACACUAUGCCAAUUCACAUUCUCAAUGAAUGAUGGACAACCAACCUCAGUUAGGAAAUUUAGAUGAAGAUGGAUAUACUCAAUUAGACUUCAGCUCCCGAAACAUCACCAGACCUGUGCUCUCCAAGAAAGGAUUUUAUGCUAUAUCUCUUCGUUGGCGUGUCAUUAUUGCUGUGACUUUGGGAGUCCUAUGUGUGGUGAUACUGGUGACGGCUGCGGUCCUGAGUACCAUGGCAUCAAGUAGCUGCCCCCCUAGCUGGAUCACACAUGAGAACAGUUGUUACCUACUCAGCACACCUUUAACAUCCUGGAACAAAAGCAGAAACCACUGCUUAAAAUUGGGCUCUCAUCUCCUGAAGAUAGACAGCUCUGGAGAAUUGAAAUUUAUAGAAGAGCAAGUGUCUUCCCAACCUUAUCAUUCAUUUUGGAUAGGACUUUCUCGUCAUCAAGACAAUGGACCGUGGCUGUGGGAGGAUGGUUCAGAAGUCUCCCCUAACUUGUUUCAAGUCACAAGCACAGAGACUCAAGAAAAAAUAGCUCACAAUUGUGUAUGGAUUCAUGAAUCAAUCUUUUAUGACCAACUCUGCAAUGUGUCCUCACUCAGUAUUUGUGAAAAGCGACUAUCAAAAUAAUGGUGUGUGUGGAGGAGGCUGGCCUGAGGAACAGAGAAGUAUGUAGGAAAGUGAGGUUAGAAAACAAAACAAAAAAGCGACACAUUAGAGUUCAAGAUAAGUGCUUAAAAUACCAAGAAAACUCAGUCAACUUUAAUCUUCACGGAGCGACAAGAUACAAAGGUUGUGAUUUCUGCAUCCAAACUACUGGUUGAUCAGGAGUAUGUUCUAGUUAAUAGAAUCCUGAACAUGGAACCAGGGGGCUGGGCUUGAAUUUCCAUUCUACCCUUAAGUAAAUGCCCAUAAGUUGCUGUCUGAUAUUAACCACAAAUCCUUGGUAUUUAGCAGGUCUUAAUUUUUAGUUAUUUUUUGUCUUGUCACUGGGAUGUAGUUCCUCUGUUUCCAGCAGUAAAUUAGACACAGGAAAAAGGUGAAAUACAUGUCUAAAAGGCUGAAUGAAGAAAUGAAAAAACCUUCGUGAAAUCAUAGUUAUUUUAUUUGCUUUAUCAACAAGAACACGAUUGUGUUCAAAACCUCAUUAAAAAGUGGCAAUUCGGCCCUCCCUGGUGGUGCAGUGGGUUAAAGCACAGCACUAAGAAGCUAAAGCCGCUU
This is a messenger RNA of Condylura cristata (star-nosed mole), 1314 nucleotides long. It is a transcript of the gene CLEC7A, whose product is annotated as C-type lectin domain family 7, member A. Gene Ontology annotation, cellular component: cell surface. Gene Ontology annotation, biological process: positive regulation of cell migration; positive regulation of killing of cells of another organism; positive regulation of phagocytosis. The transcript is spliced from 7 exons. The coding region runs from base 121 to 723 and encodes 200 amino acids. Lineage: Eukaryota; Metazoa; Chordata; Mammalia; Eulipotyphla; Talpidae. The record is from RefSeq and is a predicted model, not a curated record. Gene Ontology annotation, molecular function: (1->3)-beta-D-glucan binding; pattern recognition receptor activity.